AUGUUGCUUGCGAUCCCUCGGAUUGUGUUGUUGUGCUCGCUGCAGGUGGCGCUGAUUGUAGCCGAGCACCAUGGCGCUGCAAACAUGCUGAUCAACGAUGCUCGCAUGGUUCACAGCAAGAGGAUCCAAUCCAGAUUCGGAAUGCUCUAUGAGCUGACAAAGGAUCAAAAGGGCCCUGGGUUGAUGGGCAGCCUGGGACUGCCGUGCUUGCAGAGGCUGCGAGGAGGCAAGAGGAAAGCGAAGCACUCCAAGUACGAUGAUGACAGCGAUGACGUGACAGACAUGUCAGAUUCUGCCGAUAGCUUGACGUCGUCCUACACUUCGACGGAGUACGACGAGACCGAGUACUCGGACGAAGACCAGGACGCGAAGGCUCUGGAUGAAAGAGAUCACAACAGAGAGGAAGGCUACGACGAUGACAGCUCAGCCCAUGAGUACUUCGACUAUGACCAUGCCUUCGGCAAGGGAAAGAAGCCGCUCGCUCUCCGCGAUACUGAAACGCGCGACGAGACUGAGGCUGAGGGCCAAAACAUCCUCACCAUCUCAUCCGAGGGCCAUGUCCAAUACCUUGCCAAGGGCCUGCGGGAGCUGCAGGAAUCUUCGAAGCUGAUAGACAUCACCAUCAAGGGGCAAGGGGGUGUGAAGAUCGCAGCCCACCAGGCAAUCCUUGCAGCUGCGAGCCCCGAGCUGAAAAAAAUGCUCGAAAAUCUUCCAGCGGGAACCAAGGAGCUCGACAUGCAGAGCAUGGAUGGUGAAAGUCUGACGGUCGUGUUCGAUUACAUCUAUGCUCGCAAGAUCAAGGUUUCGGAGGAGAAGCUCCCUGACAUCCUUGGCAUCAGCCAGAAGCUCGGAAUCUCCGGAUUGAAGGAUACUUGUUACUUCCACCUGAUGAAAGACCUGAAGCCCUCCAACGCCCUCAGGAUGCGGCACCUUGGCAAGACGCUCGAAUGCCACGAGCUCCUGGAUGCCGCAAACAGGUUCAUCAUGCACGAUUUCGUUGCAGUGAGCAAGUCUCAGAGCUUCAACGACCUCACUGAGGACGCCCUUUAUGAGAUCAUCGGGAGCGACGACUUGUUCGUCGAGUCCGAGAAGGUCAUCUUUGACUCCGUCAUCCGCUGGGUGGAGUUCAACGAGGCCAACCGAUCUUCCAGCCUCCUCCGCCUCAUGGGUCAGAUCCGUUUCGGCCUCCUCCCCCUCGACACCCUGGCGAAGAAAGUGGCUGCUGCGCCCCUUAUCCACAAGCACUUGGCCAACAACCCACAGUGGCAGGCGAUGCUGAAUGCAGCCAUUGCCUACGUGGGCAGCACUCCUGAGCAGAAGCAGAUGCUGGAGAGCUCUCAGACUAAAGUCCGCCUUGGCAGCAAGGGCAGGUAUCUGGUGUGCGCCGGAGGAAGGAAAGGAAAGAAUUCAGAUGCGCUCAAGUCUGCGCUCAUGAUCGACAGCAUCACGGGAGAAGGGUUCGUUCUCGACGAAAUGCACAUCGCAAGGAAGCAAGUAUCGGCGGCAGAGGCUGACGGGAUCGUGUACGUUGCUGGGGGAUGGGACGGUCACAAGUACCUCCGAUCGGUUGAAAUGUUUGAUCUGAGCAGCAACUCAUGGAAGAAGGGGCCGCCAAUGCUCACAGCCAGGGGAAGCUUUGGGAUGGCAAACUUGGGAGGAAUGAUUUGUGCUGCUGGUGGAUACGAUGGGCACAAGCAUCUGUCAAGCUGUGAAUUUCUCAAUCGUACCAUGCAAGUCUGGCAACAGAUGGCUCCGAUGCCGCAUGCUAGAUCCGGCGCCCGCCUUGCUGUCCUUGGAGAUCAUCUCUACGCUGUCGGUGGUUUCGACGGCAAGAACGUCUUGAACACAGUGGAGAUUUUUGACUCAGUCUCAAUGAAGUGGGUCGAGGGGCCUCCUCUCAAUCACGCUCGUCGCGACCAUGCCAUGGCGGUCUUGGAUGGCGUUCUGUAUGUCGCUGGCGGCUUCGACAGCAAGCACGACCUCGCAACGGUUGAGAAACUUGACCCCAAGACAAACACCUGGCAGCUGGUGGCUAAGAUGCAGAAGAAGAGAAGCGGGUUGGCGCUGCAUGUGUUGAAUCACAAGCUCUGUGCCAUCGGAGGAUACGAUGGCUUGAAGUAUCUUUCGGCCAUCGAGAGCUAUGAUCCUCGUCUUGACCAGUGGAACCUGGAGCAUGAUGUCUACCUUCCUUCCCGCAUGGCGCAUUUCGCCGCUGCCAUCGUCUAG
Messenger RNA from Guillardia theta CCMP2712, 2226 nucleotides. RefSeq lists its product as hypothetical. The transcript has 10 exons. Gene Ontology annotation, molecular function: protein binding. The coding region runs from base 1 to 2226 and encodes 741 amino acids. The record is from RefSeq and is a predicted model, not a curated record. Lineage: Eukaryota; Cryptophyceae; Pyrenomonadales; Geminigeraceae.